This is a messenger RNA of Oreochromis niloticus (Nile tilapia), 5383 nucleotides long. RefSeq names its product prokineticin receptor 1a (gene prokr1a). Gene Ontology annotation, biological process: neuropeptide signaling pathway. Gene Ontology annotation, molecular function: neuropeptide receptor activity. The record is from RefSeq and is a predicted model, not a curated record. Bases 799 to 1911 code for a protein of 370 amino acids. NCBI's taxonomy places the organism in Eukaryota, Metazoa, Chordata, Actinopteri, Cichliformes, Cichlidae. Gene Ontology annotation, cellular component: plasma membrane. The transcript has 2 exons.
AAAGAAGGCAUCAGCGGUCAUGACAGUAAUGGUUUUAGAAACACAGGCUGGCCUGAAGGGGGCGCUCUGUUAUAUGCAUUUAUCCUCCCAAUCCACUUCCUGUUAAUGUCACUGUACAGGAACCUGCUGUAAUUCAGCUGCAUGUGCAGCAGGGGGCGCUGUUCCUAGACAAAACAUUUUAUUUUAGUCUGUGUAAAUUUUCUCAUGCUGACCACCAAACCCCAGGGUUCUGCUAGUGCGUGCCGACUGGUCGGUUAAUGAUUUAGGACAGGGCGUCCCCGCGAUGGUGCUUGUUUCCAAAUGAUAACAUCAUUAAUAUGUUAUCACUGAACUAUAGCCACCGACUCAAACCCUCCUAUUAAAAAAUAUACAGAAGACAAAAAUGUUUGCCCCGUGAAACUUAAUGUUUCAGCUCAUUUAGUCUGGAUGAACUCGAGAGCGCCCCCUGUGGAACAGAAACCAGUAAGAAGCUCUGUGUUUGUGAGUCUGUGAGGACUAGCGUUAGCCUCAAAUGGUCGUUAGAGGAACUGCAUCUUUUGGCGGGUCCACUUUUAGUCACUGCCAACCGCUAACCGUCAACCUCUUUAUUUCUGCAACCAUGACAACCUCUAGUUAGGGUCCUCGCUUCUCUGACCUGAGAACUGAGGUGAGCUUCAUGACAGCGACCAGUCAUAGAAAGGUGUUUUUUAAUCGGUUCAAAUGUGAACUUUGACCCCUCCCAGAUUUCAAAGGUUAACCCUCGCCUUGUUGUCCCGUCCCUGCAGGCGCAGCAGUGCGAGCAUGCUGACCUGAUCCAAAAUGUGCACCUCAACCAAUAGCAGCUCAGCGCUGGUGGGCGACUCCCCGGACUACGGGAUUUCCCCAGACGAGAUCCUGGACACCACGCAGGGGCGGGCCUUCUUCGUGGCCACCAUAGUCAUUGGCGUGGUGCUGGUGGGCAUCAUGCUGGUGUGCGGCGUGGGGAACUGCCUCUUCAUCACCAGCCUUGCCCGCUACAAGCAGCUCAGAAACCUGACCAACCUGCUCAUCGCCAACCUGGCCGUGUCGGAUGUGCUGGUGGCGGCGAUCUGCUGUCCCUUCCUGCUAGACUACUACGUGGUGAAGCAGCUGUCGUGGGAGCACGGCCUGCUGCUCUGCGCCUCCACCAACUACCUGCGCACCGUCUCGCUCUACGUGUCCACCAACGCUCUCCUGGCCAUCGCCGUGGACAGGUACAUGGCGAUCCUGCACCCGCUGAGGCCUCGUAUGGAGCACCAGACGGCGUGCUGCGUGAUCCUGACCAUCUGGCUCAUCCCCAUCUUCAUCUCCAUCCCGUCUGCCUACAUGGCCUCGGAGACGACGUACCCACACGUGGAUGGUUGCCCCGAUAAGACCUUCUGUGCUCAGAUCUGGCCCGUGGACCAGCAGAUUUACUACCGCUCUUACUUCCUCCUCGUCUUCGCUCUGGAGUUCGUGGGCCCCGUGUCUGUCAUGGCCGUGUGCUACACAUACAUCUCCAGAGAGCUGUGGUUUAAAAAUGUUCCAGGUUUUCAGACGGUACAGAUCCGCAAGAGACUGCAGAAGCGCAGGAGGACCGUGGUGGUGCUGAUUCUGGUCCUGGUGGCCUACAUCCUGUGCUGGGCGCCGUAUUAUGGCUUCACCCUGCUGCGAGACUUUUACCCCACCCUUAUCUCCACGGACAAGAACUCCCUGGUGGCCUUCUACAUCAUCGAGUGCAUCGCCAUGAGCAACGGGAUCAUCAACACCCUCUGCUUUGUGAGCGUCCGAAACAGCAGGAAGCAGCUGAAUAAGUCUGUCAAGUUCCCUCUGAGGCUGGUGAGCUUCGUGGCCACCAAGUGGCUGGAUGAAGCUGAGCUGCGGACAUCCUCCCUCCGGGUGACGGAGGAGAUGGAGGGUGGCCGGGUGAGGUAGAGCUCAAGCCUUUCAGGAGAGAUAGAAGGAUAAAAAUAAGAUCCAUCACAGGAACCAAGAACAUUUGGAGGAACUCAGGAACCAAACCUGCAGCUGCGCUUACUUCUUCUUCUAUGACAGCAGCAGGUCUCAGAAAGUCUCAAAGGACCAGGAACUGAUAGGAUAAAUGCUGGCUCGAACGCAGGAGCUGGAAGGUACAAACAUCCGGUAAACCGGCUGCACGCAGAGACUCAGAGCUGAAGUCAGGAACGAGGCUGCGAGGUGUUUGCUCAGCAGAACUGUGGCUGCUGUCGAGUGUUAGCGACGCUGUAUCGUCCACGGAGAGACUUUCUGAUCCCGUUUUUGUAGUUUCCAGCUGUUUGUAUCUAAUGUGGAUGAAAACCUUCAGUUAUUAUUUACAACACUGAGGCCAGAGACCUGUUUAAACUGGAUUGCAUUAUUAGGGGCGUGGCUUCUCUGACUGACAGAUGGCUGUAGCUGCUAGCUUCACCUGAACUGGACCUCUGCACCAUGUUUGUGAUGUUGGAGCCUUUAGGAGCAUUUUAAUGACAUCAUGUGACCAAUAACAUGGCUGCUGUGUGGGUAAUUGUGGGAAGUUGCUAACUAGCAUUAGCUACAAACUUAUCCAGAUAUGGUCACGUCUGACUGCCACCGUGGCAACAGCUACAAAGCUAAAAGUGAGGCUUCAGGAAGACGUGUCGACCACCCCUCACAGUGUUCAGGGGCCUCAGUUAAAGUGACGUAAUCAGAGUUUGGUGUGAGCGCCUUCUGCCCUCACACCAGCAGUUUGGAAGGAGUCUACCACAUCUCCUCCUGGCUCUUCUUCUUCUGUGGAUUUCAGCCUGACUCCCCGACAUGCUCCUGCUGUUCAAAAUAAAACUGUUAGUAAUGCAGCAAGCUCUGCGCGUGUGCACGAUUCUCCGCUCAUAUUCAUGUCAAAGAUGCAUUUUUAAGCUUGUAAUGAAGGAGGAGAGGUGAGAGCUGGAGCGGUGCGUGCUGGUGUUUGUGCAGCUUUCAGAGGCUGUUUUGUACCUCGGUGUGCUCUUUGCGUGGGCUCGUUUGAUCUUUAGACCAAACUUCGCCUCCUGAGGGCUCAUCAGUUCAGCCUCCGCCAUCGUUUCCACCCUCAUUAGUGCCGAUCAGCACACAGCGAAGACCCCGUCACACAGCUCUGUGAAGCCGGUCUCUUAUUUAUGUUCACGCAGCAGCUCCAGACGCACAGAAUCAAAGUCAGCCAGCGUCCUCUGUAGCAGCAUCGAGUGAGUUUAUACUGAAAUCAAUACUGCCUGUUCUUCCUCACAUCAGAGGGUUUCUGACCUUUCUUUGGUGUGUGUGUGCAGCGCUGUAUCACAGGUUUGAUCUGCAUAUUUGUAAUGCUGCUGUUGUAUAAUCUGCUUAGCAACGAUGAAAGCAAACCUGAAGAGAACAAUGACUCGUUACAGUCCCUCCCUGCUGAUUUGCAUUGUAUAUACUGUGUGCCCAUGUUAGGGUUCACUCACGUGGUUGUGAGUGGUUUAAUAUUCACUGCGUUGCAAAUAAAAAGCGCCUGAAAUGGACGAAGCAAACAGGUACAGCUCUGUGAAAACUAACUGCCUCUCUUCUUAAAUCACGAAUGACCUGGAGCUGAGUCCAGUUUCACUGCCAGGCCUGGUUUGAGUCCAGACUUUCAGCCAAUCAGAGGUGGAGGUGCUGGUUCCUGCAUGGUUCCCUGAGUCACAGCAGAGCAGCCCAGACCGUCACACGACCACCACCGUGUCUGCCUGCUGCUGGGAUGUUCUCUGGAUGAAACGCUGUUAGUCUGAUGCAGAUGUGACUCAAAGCUUCCAGAAAGUUCAGCUUCUGUCUCGUCAGCCCUCAGAAUAUUAUCAUCCAGAUGUUUGUUGGCAGAUGUGAGACGAGCCUUUGUGAUCUUCUUGGUCAGCAGUGGUUUCUCCUUGGACUCUCCCAUCUUUGCCCCGCCUCUUUCUUAUUGUUGACCUCUGACCUUAUCUGAGCCAGGUGAGUCUGCAGGUCUGCAGAUGUUGUUCUGGGCUCUUCUGUGACCUCCACAGCCUUAGAAAUGUCUCUGUAACCCUCUCAGGCUGAUGAUGUCACUGACUUUGUUCGUCUUCCACGGCGAUGUGAAAGACUCGCUGUCAGUUAUCACAAACAGCUGGUUGCAGUUCUUGUUGCCAACGAUGACAAAACCAGUUAUUAAAUUUAAGAUGCAAUGACAUCACAGGGCAGCGAAGUUUGGAAAGCUUUUGUUCCCCUAAUAAACGAAAUCAACGUGUAAAAACUGCAUUUUGUGUUUGUUCGGGUUAUCUUUGUGAGAUCUCAUAAAGAGCAGAGAUGUUUCAGGCUCACCGAGACAGCGAGGAGCUUCUCUGUUCUUAAACUGAGUCUGAAGUCACAUCCUGACGUUUUUUCCUGUAAACUGUCCUCAUCAAACAAAGAAAAACAGACCCAGUGUUGAGCUCAGUCUGAAUACACUGAAUGACCACAUUUUUUCAUCGAUGGAUUUUCUUUCAUGCCCAAGACAAAGGCAGGCUCCAUCGGCUCAGACUGGACAUCACAUUCCCCACAGCCCGACUCCCAGCAUCAGUACUGGUGCCUGUGUAUAAGCUCAGUGAAGGCGCGCCGUCAUCACAGCUGAACAAAUACUUGUUUUCUGUGUGUUAGACUACGAUCAUUAAAAGAAACCAAAAACUGUCAUAAAAACACAUUUUUGUUCUGUCACAGAUUAAAAAAGCACAUUUAGAGAGUUUGUCCAUCACAGAGACCCUCCCCUCAGGAUGAUACCUGCACAGGUGACCAACGGGCUGUCUUUGCCUGCAAAACACAAAACACUCCACAGCUCUGCUCGCCGGGUCAGUAAAACUUCAGGGCGGGCUGAGCUUCCUAAUCAAUCAAAUGGACUUCCUGUCGCAGCUGUGACAGGAAGUGCUGCUGGCAGGUUGACGUUCUGCCGCGUUGGUCGCAGAUCAGCAUCGUAGGAAUGGAGAAAGGAGAGACGCCGCUUUGUUUUUGAUGUAUUUAAUAGAAAAACAGUCCAAGAAUCAGUGAGCUGAUAAAAAUGGUUUACGUUCCUCUCUGAGCGACACAAAAACAGUUUCAGACGUUUCGUGGUUCAGAAUCCAGACUCACCUGCGUCUGCGGCAAACAGCACAGUCUCUAUUUACAAAAAUAAAAGCAGGUCAGAGAGCGCCACGGCUCAGCUGUGGUCGCUGCUCGGACCCUCUGUGGAGGACGCCGUCUCUGAGUAGAAAACACGAUUUCUUACCAGAAUUAAUCACUCGCUUCAUUUUAAAGCUGCUUCAAAAUAAAACGGACCCGAGCACUUUGGACGGCCUCCGGUCGACUUCUCACAGGUGACUUUACAGGUAAACUUGGAGAAAUCCAGAACUUAAACGGGUCGGGCUUUUAUUUUAGUGUUACUUAUUUUAAUGUUUGGUGGGCCUCAAACGUGCUCCACCCCCACAGCCAGAAAUAA